Molecule: messenger RNA, 3423 nt
Organism: Penicillium nucicola
Lineage: Eukaryota; Fungi; Ascomycota; Eurotiomycetes; Eurotiales; Aspergillaceae
Product: DNA-directed DNA polymerase gamma MIP1
Exons: 2
Coding region: 1-3423 (1140 amino acids)
Biological process (GO): mitochondrial DNA replication
Cellular component (GO): gamma DNA polymerase complex; mitochondrion
Molecular function (GO): 3'-5' exonuclease activity; DNA-directed DNA polymerase activity; DNA binding
Source: RefSeq, a predicted model, not a curated record
AUGUUAUCUUGGAAGUCUUCCUGCACUCCUUGUUCCAGGGGUGCUGUAAGGUCUUUUUCGCGAUUUCGCCUGCCACUCCUGGUUCGAGCGCAACCAUGGAAAUCACAUGGAGCUCAAAUCAGAUAUUCUUCAGCAGGCGCAAAUAAUGAUACCACCCCAAGACGAUCCAUCUCCGUUCCGGCCUCUUCUAGAUUUAAUGACAUCGGAGUGCAACAACUCAGUGAUUAUGUUCACCCUCAAGUCUUUCCGGGCAAAGGUCGAAUCCCCGAUCCCGAUCUAGUCGCCUUAUCAAAAGAUCACCUUGCCCGCCAUGAGCUCCUCGGCAAGUCAGAAAGUGGCGCGAAACCUGUCGCAUUCGAUCUCCCCGCUCUCCAAGGUCAAACUUUAGAUGAGCAUUUCUACAAACUGGGAAUGGACUCAUCAGAGCCUUACCUAACGUAUGCCAAAUCUUACGCGACAGUCAAUUGUCCGUCCAAACCGCGAAAAUGGGAAAGAAGGAGUGGAUGGACCAAAUACAACUCGGAUGGCACUUCGGAACCAGUCGAUGCGCCAAAUGAAUCUAUGCUUACAUUCGACACCGAAGUCAUGUAUAAAGAAAAUUCAUUUGCCGUCAUGGCCUGCGCGGUGAGCCCGACUGCUUGGUAUGCGUGGAUCUCACCGUGGCUCCUCGGCGAGACGAAUAAUGAGAUUCAGCUGGUACCCCUGGGAGACCCUACCCAACCCCGGAUCGUUGUUGGCCACAAUAUUGGAUAUGAUCGGGCCCGAGUCCUGGAGGAGUACGACAUGAAGCAAUCUCAGAACUUCUUCCUCGAUACGAUGUCUCUUCAUGUCGCAGUAAAUGGGAUGUGUUCGCAACAGAGACCAACUUGGAUGCGCCAUAAAAAGAACAAGGACUUGAGAGACAAAAUCGCAAAUGAGCAUAACUCCGUGGAACUAGCAGCACUUCUUGAAAGUAACAUGCUUAGAGAAGAGGAGGAAGAGCUAUGGGUUGGACGAAGCUCCGUGAACUCAUUGCGAGACGUGGCCAAGUUCCAUUGUGAUGUUACCAUCGACAAAGCGCAAAGAGAUCUUUUUGGUGAACUCGAUCGUGAUGCUAUUGUGCUCAGACUAGAAGAACUUCUCGACUAUUGUGCCGCCGAUGUUUCUAUCACACACCGUGUGUACCGAAAGGUCUUUCCAAACUUCCUCGAAACGUGUCCCCAUCCUGUUAGUUUUGGCGCCCUUAGACACCUGUCGUCUGUCAUUUUACCGGUCAACCAAUCCUGGAAGGAGUAUCUCACCAGUGCCGAAGAAACUUAUCAUACACGUCUUAAUGAGGUCCAACGGAAAUUGAUUGAACUAUGUGACGAGGCAUUGAAAUGCAAAGAUCAGCCAGAUAUUUACUCGAACGAUCCUUGGUUGCGCCAGCUGGACUGGUCAGGCCAAGAGAUCAAAAUGGUGAAAGGAAAGAAAAAGAAUGAUCCUCCUCGUCCCGCAGCAAGGCAAAAGAAGCCGGGAAUGCCAAAAUGGUAUAAGGAUCUUUUUGCCACGAAUGCCGCAGAGAUCAACCUCACUGUGCGCACUCGCAUCGCACCAGUUUUGCUCAAGUUAUCAUGGGACAAUUAUCCUCUCGUCUGGUCUGACAAGCACGGUUGGACUUUCCGAGUACCUCGUGACCAGCUAAAACAAUACGAAAACCAGCCAGUUGUUCUCUGUGAUAUGGCUGAAGAAACAGACCCCAAAUUACGAGACGACCGGAAGAACACGUACUUCAAGGUUCCUCAUAAAGAUGGUCCACAGGCUAGAUGUACUAACCCAUUAGGCAAAGGCUAUAUGGGAUAUUUCGAGCGCGGAAUUCUAUCUUCUCAGUACGAACUCGCCAAAGAGGCACUCGACAUGAACGCUUCUUGCUCCUACUGGAUCAGUGCCCGAGACCGCAUCAAGAGUCAGAUUGUGGUCUACGAGGAUCAAGUCUCCAAGGACGGCAAGAAACAAGCCGCCAGUGACAACCGCGUUGGAUUCAUCUUGCCUCAGGUUAUCCCAAUGGGAACUAUCACUCGCCGUGCGGUGGAGAAUACUUGGCUGACUGCCAGCAAUGCCAAGGCAAAUCGUGUCGGUUCAGAGUUGAAGGCGAUGAUCAAAGCACCUCCAGGUCACUCCUUUGUAGGAGCCGAUGUUGACUCUCAAGAGUUGUGGAUUGCAAGUCUUGUAGGUGACGCUACCUUCCAAAUUCAUGGAGGAAAUGCAAUCGGCUUCAUGACCCUUGAAGGAUCCAAGAAUGCAGGAACUGAUUUGCAUUCGCGAAGUGCGCAAAUUUUGGGCAUUUCGCGUAAUGAUGCAAAGGUCUUUAACUACGGUCGAAUUUAUGGCGCUGGCGUCAAGUUCGCCUCGACCCUACUUCGUCAAUUCAACCCAUCUUUGACUGAAAGGCAAACCCAGGAGACUGCCCAAAACCUUUAUAAAGAGACCAAAGGAACACGCACUUCACGUCGUAUGCUCAGUGAAACUCCGUUCUGGCGAGGUGGCACUGAGUCCUUUGUCUUCAACAAGCUGGAGGAGUUUGCGGACCAGGAACGCCCCCGCACCCCUGCUUUAGGCGCUGGCAUCACUGAAGCAUUGAUGCGACGCUUCAUCAACAAAGGAAGCUUCAUGACAUCUCGAAUUAAUUGGGCUAUUCAAUCGUCUGGCGUUGACUAUCUCCACCUCUUGAUCAUCGGCAUGGAUUAUCUCAUUAGACGGUUCAAUAUUCAAACCCGCUUGGCUAUCACUGUACACGAUGAAAUUCGAUACCUUGUCAAAGAUGAAGACAGAUACCGCGCUGCGAUGGCGUUGCAGAUUGCAAAUGUCUGGACACGCGCCAUGUUCUCGCAGCAAGUUGGCAUCGAUGAUCUUCCCCAGUCAUGUGCCUAUUUCUCAGCUGUUGAUGUUGACCAUGUUCUGCGAAAGGAGGUUGACAUGGAUUGCGUUACUCCUUCGCAUCCUCACAAGAUUCCACACGGUGAAACAUUGGACAUUGAACAGCUUCUCGGUAAAGAGCAAGAAGCCUUCUUGGACCCAUCUAUCACGCCUCACUCAGCUCCCACCCCCGAAAAGUACAAAUACACCCCGCGAGAGUCGGUCAUGUCUGCUCUGCAGGCCUCGAAUGACAUUGACUUCAUCAAGGCCCAGGUCACAAAAGAUGACAAGGAGCUCCGUGAAAUCAUCAAGCAGAAAGCCCAGGCAGGCACCCGUCCCUCAACAUCCAGUACUCGCACUACCUCUCAAAUCAAUGGCAAAUCGUCCAAUUGGACUUCCGCAAAGCCACAGCGGGCAGUUCUAAUGGAUAUGGAGUCAGGCAUCUACCCAGACUUCCGCAGCCCCCCUCGUUCAAGCUCGGGCAACAAACAGAGUCAGAUGGGCUUCCAACGCUCUUCCUGGAAACCUCGACCAACAGCUCGAGCCUGA